AUGACGACGAUGAUGGAAGAGACCCCUGGGCCCCUCUGUCUUCUCCGCUGCGGGAAGAGCUGCCUAUCAGUAGGCGCAACAGCAGCAGAACAUCCCUUAGUGACAGCAGCAGCAGCAGAAGCAGAAGCAGCAGCAGCAGCAGCAGCAGCAGCAGCAGUAGCAGUAGUAGUAGCUGGAGAACUGAAGGCUACAGGAGGCACACCAGCACCGUGGCAGCAGAAGCGUACAGGAGCCACAGCAGCAGCAGCAGCAGCAGCUUUUACCGAAGUAGGGAGGGCUUCCGCCUGUUUCCCUCGAAGUAUGGGGACUCAGCCCACAACAGCAGCAACACCAGCAGCAGCAGCAGCAUAA
Molecule: messenger RNA, 351 nt
Organism: Eimeria tenella
Lineage: Eukaryota; Apicomplexa; Conoidasida; Eucoccidiorida; Eimeriidae
Exons: 1
Coding region: 1-351 (116 amino acids)
Source: RefSeq, a predicted model, not a curated record